AUGGCAUUGAACGAGAUUUCUUCUCCCUGUCACCAAGGCUUGACGCCUCCAGAUAGCCCAAUGGAGGGGACAGCUACGUCUCAGACGAUCGUGGAGGAUCUGCAGCAUCUCUUUGGUGUGUUUCUUGAGACGGCGCUGCUCGAACUUACAAGCGGAGAACCUCCAAACACUCCUGUCUCCCAGGACCAGUCUCCAUACGGCCCCGACAUGGUUCGACUGAAGAAGUUGCUGGUGAAGCUCACUCGCGAUGAAUGUGCUUCAGCUGAACUGUCCGUGGCAGCUAAGCCUACUCAGGCUUGUCUAGCAAGCAGUGAAAAGAAGGAGGGUGUCCGGGUCGCAAAUGAAACUGAUCUCGACAGUCCGAUCUGUACUACCCCGGAUGAUUUCAAAUCGUUCGAAAAGUGGGCCUCGACACCCCAUUUCAAGACUGUUCUGGAAACUUGGGACAAAGAAGCAUGCAAAUACAAGAUAGCAGAGCCGGUGGAGACCAGCAGUGGCUUGGACGACUAUGCUGAAUAUGCAUUCGUUGUCCGUGAACGUGUCGAACGGAAUUCAGAGGAGGUGACGCACUACAUAGACAUCAAAUUGGAAGGCCUACGCGACAUCCUGCGUGUGGUACUGCACCACAUCAAAGCUAUUAGCUUGAUGGAGGACAAGCCAUCGAGCUCGACAGAUGUGUGGAGAACGUGGACAACAGCUCGGACCAUGACUCGGCAACAUGCGGAGCAUCUCCGCCUGCUCAUCGACCACCUCAAGCAAGCAUAUGCUUCUAUCUCGCAGCGUCUCGAAUCAAUGUUGCGGCACGGUCAUAUUACUUAUGACCUUCUUUGGGCGCUUUUCAAGCCUGGUUGCCAUGCUUAUACCACAUGCAUUGGCACAAAAGAGCCACGAUGUGUCAGAUUCGACGCGGGGGGAGAGAUGACACAAAAUGACGAGACGUGGUGGAAUCUCGAGUGCUGA
Penicillium canescens is the source of this 960-nucleotide messenger RNA. RefSeq lists its product as uncharacterized. The record is from RefSeq and is a predicted model, not a curated record. The coding region runs from base 1 to 960 and encodes 319 amino acids. Lineage: Eukaryota; Fungi; Ascomycota; Eurotiomycetes; Eurotiales; Aspergillaceae. The transcript has 4 exons.